UAUGAAUGAACUUUAUGUUUUAAAACUCAACUGUGAACUGAUUUAUUGUUUUAUUGUUAUAGAACAAUGAUAUAAUUUUCUACAACUACAUGCGAUUAUUUUAAAACCAGCUCAUAUUGUUGAGUUAAUCCCGAGCUGUUUUUCUCAGAGAUUCUUCCUUAUGUAAGUCUGCAUGCGUCUCCACAUGGUCCGACACACUGAGAUCAACUUCUGAGCCCCCCUCCCCGUAAUCUAAAGUUAUGGAUGAGCGUGUCAGGGGGAUUACAAGGGGGGCGUAUAUAAGAAGAAAACGGAGAAACACCAGAAACACCAGAGAAAGAGACAUCAGACUGAAGACACCUGCACAAACAGCAUAUAAAAGAUGGCAGACGCAGGCGUAGCAGCUCCCGCCGACAAGAAGGCACCUCCCAAGUUCAAACAGAGGGCCGCUCGUACCUUCAAGAGCAAGGCGCCUAAACCAGGCCAGAAGGGAUUCGGAGACGACAUCCCCGGCAUGGAGGGCCUCGGCACAGACAUCACAGUGAUCUGCCCAUGGGAAGCCUUCGGGGACAUGGAGCUCAGCGACCUGGCGAAAUAUGGAAUUGUGUAGAAACUCUUCUACCCCCCAGCACCGAUUUCCCUUCACCUACCAAAAACACCUGAUCUGCCACUGCAUAUGAAAUUAUACCCAGAGCUAAUCCAAACUGUGGCAUAAACUGGCUAAUUUAAAAAAGUUUUAAUUAUCUAUUGAGACUUUUGCACUUGGCUUGUACAUUUUUAAAAGACGGUGGAUUAAAUCUGUCUCCACUAAAUCUCCAAUCCUGCCUUUUCCACUCUCUCCCCUUCCCCAGCUAUUCCUUCUUAAUGUACAGCUGCUCAUGAUAUAUAUUUUUAUUUUUAUGAACUGUGAAUGUAAAAAAUUUGUGCACACUAGCACAGUUUAGUACGAGUGUUAAUAAAUAUUUUCCCCAAACAAAUGCCUUUUUUAAAAAAAAAAGCACAAUAUCUAACGUAAAUUUAACGUUACUGUAACAUCACUUACACAUACGUCUGUUCUCACACUAUGUAACUUUGGGCUCCGGGUUGGGAG
Messenger RNA from Larimichthys crocea (large yellow croaker), 1069 nucleotides. RefSeq names its product phosphodiesterase 6H, cGMP-specific, cone, gamma, paralog b. Lineage: Eukaryota; Metazoa; Chordata; Actinopteri; Sciaenidae. Gene Ontology annotation, biological process: positive regulation of G protein-coupled receptor signaling pathway; visual perception; positive regulation of epidermal growth factor receptor signaling pathway. Gene Ontology annotation, cellular component: photoreceptor outer segment membrane. Gene Ontology annotation, molecular function: 3',5'-cyclic-nucleotide phosphodiesterase activity; cGMP binding. The record is from RefSeq and is a predicted model, not a curated record. The transcript has 3 exons. Bases 362 to 589 code for a protein of 75 amino acids.